This is a messenger RNA of Canariomyces notabilis, 453 nucleotides long. RefSeq names its product Rhodanese-like protein. The record is from RefSeq and is a predicted model, not a curated record. The annotation marks the transcript as partial. The transcript is spliced from 3 exons. Gene Ontology annotation, molecular function: protein tyrosine phosphatase activity. Gene Ontology annotation, cellular component: cytoplasm; nucleus. Lineage: Eukaryota; Fungi; Ascomycota; Sordariomycetes; Sordariales; Chaetomiaceae.
CCGUGGCAUGCCGCGUACCCAGCCCCCAGGAACUCCCAACCAGACGGCAUAACACGCGAAGAGGUGCUUGACCUGCUCAAGAGCAAGCUAGUUGUAACCGACGGAAAGGCCAGUGGACCACGGGACUUUGUUCUCGUUGAUCUUCGUCGCAACGAUCAUGAGGGUGGCACUAUUCGCGGAUCCAUCAAUCUGCCUGCCCAGAGCCUGUACCCUACUCUUCCAACGCUGUAUUCCGUUUUGAAAGCAGCAGGCCUGCGGAAAGUCAUCUGGUAUUGCGGUUCCUCACGCGGACGAGGAACUCGCGCUGCUGGGUGGUUUGCCGAUCUUCUCUCCGACCAGGGCGACCACGAUAUGCAAAGUCUGGUCCUGGUUGGCGGAAUCAAGGGAUGGGCAACCUCGGGCCCGGAAUAUACGCAGUGGAUGGACGAGUAUGACGAGGCUGUGUGGUCAAAA